Molecule: messenger RNA, 3123 nt
Organism: Leucoraja erinaceus (little skate)
Lineage: Eukaryota; Metazoa; Chordata; Chondrichthyes; Rajiformes; Rajidae
Exons: 7
Coding region: 1141-2028 (295 amino acids)
Molecular function (GO): calcium ion binding
Source: RefSeq, a predicted model, not a curated record
GCUUUGCAGGACGCUCACUCUGCAAAGUCCUCAACCAGUUGGGCAUUAUGGAGCUGGCAAAGAAGAGGGCCAUGCAAUCCGCAAGCGAAGCAGCAGAGAAAGCCAUUAGGUGGCUUUGGAUUAAGAGGGCUGAUCCGUGGGAAGUUGCUGCUGGGACGCAAGUCGGGGCUUGAUCAACCCUGGCUGGGUCGCCUGGGCGAGGGUGUCUGAUGUUGUGAGACCCGAAACACCCGAUGGCCCUAGGUCACAUCACUGAGGAUGCGUCCAGCGCAUCUAGAAGAUGCGUCUUUCACACUGAGUCUGUGGAAUUCUCUGCCUGAGAGGGCGGUGGAGGCCGGUUCUUUGGAUACUUUCAAGAGAGAGCUUGAUAGUGGAGCCAGGGGAUAUGGGGAGAAGGCAGUACUGAUUGUGGAUGAUCAGCCAUAAUCACAUUGAAUGGCGGUGCUGGCUCGAAGGGCCGAAUGGCCUAAUCCUGCACCUAAUGUCUACAUGCACAUUUAUACAAUGCCUACAAACAUUAUAAAUACAUUUAGCUGAAUAGUGCCACACAAAUAUUUUUCAAUUAAAAUAGGCUUAACCAAAGCAGCUUAUUAUAAGUGUUACUGAUACUUUGAGAUUGUUAAUUGAACCUCUCUCUCUAGAUUUCUGCUGUGAAAGUAAAAUCUCUAAAAGUAAACACAGCACCCAGGCUUUUAAAUUAUUCAAAUUCUUCCAGUUAUAACAUUAAAUGGUUUCAUUGGAUUAAUUAAGGUUGAGGUUGCAGAAGAUGGGGUGCUGAAGAUGGGUCGUGAGGUGACAGAACCCAUGAAAUAAAUCUGUAUUUAAUUUUCCGAUGGCUUUUUGGCUCUGUCAUCUGUAGACCUUCUUUUUGGUAUACCCUGUUCCAAUAUUAAUUGGCAAUAAAUUUGAACAUUGGUUCAGAUCAAUGGCACAGACAUUGUGGCCCAAAGGUCCUGUCCCUGUGCUGUACUUUUCAAAAUUGGAUUUACAGCAUCAUUGAGGUUAAUUGACAACUGAUCCUAUUUUGAUACAUUGACCACAUUUUCAAUGUAAGCCGUAAUAUUUAUUUUGAGAGUUUAAUGAGAUUUUGAUUUAUUGAAUUGAUUUAAUUUUCCUGUCAUUUGGGUUUAUGUUUGCUUGAUGUUUACAUUUUAUAUUGUCAUUAUAUCAUUUAAUAAUAUUUUUUUGUUUACAGAUAUUGAUGAAUGUAAGAAUGCGACCUUCUGUUCCAGUGCAAAAUAUGAAUGCAUCAACACUUUUGGUUCUGCUCAUUGUGCCUGCCGGUAUCGCAGCGAAGAUGGCUCUGUAACUUGUGAUGAAACAUUAAAUCCACCAGGUUGGAACAUAUUCAACUGCAUGCUUACUUGGAAAAAAUUAAAGAAGUCUGAAAAGCUCUUGAAUAUUAACAGUGCUUCAUUUAAGGACCAUGCCAAGAAAUAUGCUGAAAAGCUGGAUAAUAUUCUAAGCCUUGGAUUUGAAAAUAAAUUCUACAAUCUAAGUUUGAAGUCGUUCCCAGCUGGAGGCCCUUCCGCCCAAUACCACGUGAAUGUUUCCAGUGACACACCUCAUUGGUUUGUUCGGGACUUUUUGAUUCAAGUUGCGGAACACUAUGAAGUUCAACCAUCACCUAUUUCAGUAGAAGACUUAAAUGAAUGUGUCAGUGGAGAAGCAGUCUGUCAUGGAACUGCACUAUGUGAAAAUACUUAUGGUGGCUUCAAGUGCAUUUGUAAUGGAAGCGUUCAAUUGGAAUCGCAAACAUGUUACAAAUCAGACAAUGUAACAGCUACAGCUGGUUCAAAAGACAUCAACUAUAACAGAUUGGUGAUAGGCCUGGUGUUGGGACUAGGAAUCCCACUACUACUACUUCUGCUUGCUUUAUUAGUUUUCUGUUGUUGCAUUAGAAGGAGAGUAAAAGCAGACAUCGCUUCAACAGCAAAUGGGUGUGUACAUCAAGGGAAAUCGUUACAGCCUGAUUAUCAUGUUAAAACUCCUGUUUAUAAUGUACAUCAUCUACCUUCAUAUAUAUAAGAUACAGCAUGCAGAUACACCUGAAGAAACUUGAAUAUGUUCUAUGGAAAUAAAUAAUAAAGAUUAUAUAAUAAUGAAAAUAUUUAGGUGUUAUAUGUAACCUUUUCAUGUAUAUGUUUACAAUAUGGGACAGAGUACUUAUCAACUGAAACAUUUAGAUAAAUAAAGCAAUUACUUCCAACCUGUGUGUGUUAUGGACCUUCUGAAAAUAUUAAAUGAUUCUUGUGAACCUCCAUUCAAUCUGAGAUUAGUCUCAGUGGCCAUUACAACAUAGAAUUUCACAGAUGACUUUUACCUGCAUCUUUGUUCAAGCUGCCCUUUCAAAUAUAUAGGUACUAGAUGUCAUUCCUCUGGGAUCCUGUUUCCCUUUUCAUUUUUAGAUAAUCUGUUCUGCAGUAAAAUCAUAGAAUAUUUUGCAAAUAUUUCCAUUUGUUUACCAGCCUAAUUCUAUCAGAAAUAUAAUUUCCUUGAUUUGCAUUGUAUUUGUUAUCAAAUUAAGAUAAUGUUCUAUCGAGCCAAUCUAGUUUAAUUGUUUAAGUUUUUAGUCAUCAAUAAUUCACAAAAGUUUAGGUUUAGCAGAACCUUUUAACUUACUGUGAAAGCAUUAAGUCAUGUGCAAUCCAAUAUCUAUAUUAAAAAAAGCUUUUUCUAUCUGCCGCAAUGUUUGCAUGCCAUCUGACUAAUGUCAUCAUUCUUUCUCCAAGUUUACAGACAGAUUUUGUAACUUUCUAAUUCUAAUGUAACUUUCUAAUGUUUAUCUAUUAUUGUUUAAUUUUGUGAAAAUUUGAAGGUAUGUACAUUUCACAGCCUCCAUUUUAAUUAUCUCCAAUAUAAGUAACAAAGUGUUAUUUUAGACUUGAUUUUGUUUGUCUUUUCUUGUCCCAAUUGCUCCCGUUCUGAUGUUACGUGUGCUUUGACAUUGCACAAUCCUGGUAAAGCAUAAUAAACUGUUGAUGUACAGCGGGUCAAUAAACGUUUUAUUCAAGAGUAAACUUUACUCACGCAUAAAAUCCACCGCAUUAUAUACCAACGAAUGGUUCAUACAUGAAGUAAGUACCAUUCUUGAGUUUCACACGGGGGAAUGCACAACUGAAA